AUGAAAAAAGUGCCCUCUGGAUUCCAUGCGUUUUGGGCCGCCCUGAUCAAUGUGAUUCAUUGGCCGGGCUGCAAGACUGGCUGGCCGCUGCCCAGGGGUGCAACGGCUCCAGCUGACUGGACGCCAAAGAUGCGCGACACUGGCACCUGGCGGGCGAUGGAGGAUCUCUACGAGGCUGGAAAGGUGAAGGCGAUCGGCGUCACCAACUAUUCCGUCCGGCACCUCAAGCAGCUGCUGAAGACUUGCCGCGUGAAGCCCAUGGUGAACCAGGUAGAGUUCCACCCCCGCCUGGUGCAGACGGAGCUCCUGGAGUUCUGCGCCGAGCAUGGCAUCAGCGUCCAGGCCUACGCCUCGCUGGGCUCGGGAGACGCGAAGCAGGCAGAGAGUUUCUUCGCCUUCCCGGAGGUGCAGGCCGCGGCUGCCGCGCACGGCAUGACUCCAGCACAGGUGUUGUUGAGGUGGGCUACGCAGAAGGGUUGCCACGUGGUGCCCAAGUCGUCAAAUCCCAAGAGGAUCAAGGAGAAUGCCGACAUCUUCGGCGCGAAGCUGACCAAGAGCGAGAUGAAGGCCAUCGACGCCCUGCACACAGGGACGAGGUAUGCCUGGAAGGGCUUAGAUCCUGACACCAUCAAGUGA
Molecule: messenger RNA, 636 nt
Organism: Prorocentrum cordatum
Lineage: Eukaryota; Dinophyceae; Prorocentrales; Prorocentraceae
Source: the annotation of a GenBank genome assembly